UGGUCAGUUUCUUCGGAAAUCUUAUGAUAACAUAUGUUCUGUGCAAAGUGGAGGAGAGUUUUUAUCGUCAAAAGCGAACAUCAGAUGGGGACACCAUCAACAUCCUGUCUGAUGGAAAAAUGACCGUAGUGACGUUUCUAGGUUCAUCUGGACGACUUGAAGAAUGUACUAUAAUUCCAGAUAAUGCAACAAUUGCUAGGCAAUUGUUCAAGGAGGCUAUCUCAUCAACUAAAAAUGAGAAUGUUAAAUACCAAAUGCUAGAAACGGAUGUCAGAAAAUUGGGAAGAAAAUGUCGAAAAUACAUCAGGGAUACGAGAAGAAAAAAAGAAAGCCAACGCUCUGAAACUGAAGCUAAUUUGUUACGCCGUUUAUCAUUGGACAAUACUUUACCAGGAACUAAGUGGUGUACAAGACAAACUAGGCCUAAAUAUUUGAAAGAUUUGGGUGACCGAAAAAAAUUGGAUAGCUGCUGCAGAGACUUCCAUACCAGCUCUGAUGUCAUUCCCCCUUUUAGCGAACGGCAUCAUUACUUCAACGUCUUUCCUUGGCCAAUCACAUCUUGCGAAAGUGCUAAGAAAUUUCGGAAAUGCCUCGAAGAUGAAGGAUCCGAAAGUUCCCUCGAGUUUGCCAAACUCAUGUUUGAUGUCGUUCGAUUACCUUGCUUCAAAAUACUGGAAAGAGAAAUAUGCGAAGAAUACGAAACAUGGUUCAAUGAAUGCAAAACUAAAAAGAUGCAGCGAGUAGCUGUCGAGGAGUAAGAAGUUAUCUCAGUGUUUCAUUUGAAACUGACAAAAGGAGACUGAACUAUAAUAGCAAUUUGCUUUGUACUAUCUUUGGGCUAAUCAAAGGAAGCUUAAUCUUUGGUUAUGUGAAAUGUAAUGUAGCGAAGUAUGUUCAUUAAUUAUCGGUUUUAAUCAUAAGUUUUAUAAAAACAAAAAGUGUGAUUGAAAAUAG
Messenger RNA from Stegodyphus dumicola, 954 nucleotides. RefSeq lists its product as uncharacterized. Gene Ontology annotation, molecular function: A2-type glycerophospholipase activity. Lineage: Eukaryota; Metazoa; Arthropoda; Arachnida; Araneae; Eresidae. The record is from RefSeq and is a predicted model, not a curated record. Gene Ontology annotation, biological process: phospholipid metabolic process; arachidonate secretion.